Falco peregrinus (peregrine falcon) is the source of this 2067-nucleotide messenger RNA. It is a transcript of the gene NCF4, whose product is annotated as neutrophil cytosolic factor 4. Bases 2 to 1279 code for a protein of 425 amino acids. Gene Ontology annotation, cellular component: NADPH oxidase complex. Gene Ontology annotation, biological process: superoxide anion generation; respiratory burst; phagocytosis. NCBI's taxonomy places the organism in Eukaryota, Metazoa, Chordata, Aves, Falconiformes, Falconidae. The record is from RefSeq and is a predicted model, not a curated record. The transcript is spliced from 10 exons. Gene Ontology annotation, molecular function: superoxide-generating NADPH oxidase activator activity; phosphatidylinositol binding; protein binding.
UAUGACUGUUUUUUCUCUAGCACUUCCUCAAUCUCAUGGGGGUGGGGAGGUACAGAAGAAAUUGUCGGACACUGAAACAUUAAAAAAAAGAUCUUUGAGGCCUUGCAAAGGAGUCUUGGUUCACACACGGAGAAUUGCUUUGACUGUAUUCAUCAUAUUCAACCAGGAACUGCACAAGAAGUGGAGGAAUAGAGCUCAGCCAUCUGGAUUUAAGAGGCUGAAAACCAUGUCUCUUCCCCGACAGCUGCGAGAAAAGAGUGAUUUUGACCAGCUUCCAGAUGAUGUACCUGUUUCAGCAAACAUUGCAGAUAUUGAAGAGAAGAAAGGCUUUACUAAUUAUUAUAUGUUUGUCAUUGAAGUAAAGGUUAAAGGUGGUGGCAGAUACCUGAUUUUCCGACGCUAUCGUCAGUUCUAUGCCCUGCAUGCCAAACUAGAGGAGAGAUAUGGGGCAGAGAGCAAAAAUAGCCCUUUUACCUGCACACUCCCCAUAUUGCCAGGAAAAGUUUAUGUUGGGGCCAAAAAGGAAAUUGCUGAGAACAGGAUUCCUAUCCUAAAUGUCUACAUGAAGAACCUGCUCUGCCUACCCAUUUGGGUGUUGAUGGAUGAAGAGGUACGGCUGUUCUUCUACCACUCAACCUUUGACAGUGAACAGGUACCUCACAGACUGAGACGUCUUCGCCCACGGACACGCCGAGUUAAAAGCAUUUCACCUCAAGUGCCUAUUUUUGACCGCACAGCAACUCCACGGGCAGAGGCACUGUUUGAUUUUUCUGGAACCAAUAAACUGGAACUCAGCUUCAAGAAGGGAGACUUGAUCUAUCUACUCAGCAGGGUAAACAAAGACUGGUUGGAGGGAACAGCUGAUGAUGCCACUGGGAUUUUCCCAUGUGCUUUUGUGAAGAUCAUAAAAGAUUUACCACAGCAGGAAGACACAGUUAAUAAAGUUCGCUGUUAUUACCAUGAUGAGACUGUGACCACUAUCAGGGAUAUCUCAGUGGAAGAGGAUCUAAGCAGCAUUCCACCAUUCAAAGAUCUCAUGGAAUUGAUGAGGCGUGAGUUUGACCAAGAUGACAUUGUUUUGAAUUACCGGGACCUUGACGGUGAUCUGAUCCGGUUGCUCUCUGAUCAGGAUGUUGAACUGAUGGUGUCUCAGAGCAGGAGAAGGCCCUCUGAGCAGCGUUUCUUCCCUUGGAAGUUGCACAUCACUCACAAAGAUGACUUGGGUGUCUACAGCACUAGUCCAGCAAUAGGUGCUACGCAAACAGUAGGAGCAACAUAAGUGCUGUAUAGAGAUGUUCCCAUAGGUAGCUAUACAGUCCUUCCGUAAUCCCUCUCUGCAGACAGUUUCCUUGAACAAGCCUUUGAAGUAAGCUUGAAAAGAGUAAUUUUUAGUAAUAUAUUACCUUUCAAUGUAAAAUCUGUACUUAGUUAGCUUCUUCAGCAUUUUGGCAUUGCUCUGUAAUAGAAAUGUACACAGAGACCAGAGAAAGUGAAGAACAGAGAAAUAAAAUUACUGUCCAUAUUCACAAAGUAAGUCAGUGUUAGCCUGCAGUAGAGGUUUAGUGCCCUGAGCCCCAAGACCUGCUCUAAUCUCUAUUCUUACUCCCAGAGCUAAUUAUUUGUCUUCAUAAGCUUUUGUCCUAGACUGCCAUAAUUUUCUUGUCACUUGCUGAUAUGAAGGCUUGUGUGCCAGUGCUUAUGAAUGCGUAAUUAUUUCUGUCACAUUUGCAUCUGGCUGGGCAUUCAGAGUUUGUUCUGGAAGCACCAAGAAAACUUUUUCAUGUUUCCAUGAAGAAAUUGCAGGCCACCUUUGCUUUCUUCUUUUCACUGACCAAUAUUUUGAAUUCUGUGAAUUGAACCUAGUACACCUAUGGUGUUCCUCAUAGAUAUUUUUGUAGUUGUACAGACUACUUAUUUCUGCAUUCUAGGAAAAUGUGUAUGAUGCCUAUUCAAACAGCAAUUUCUUCUCUAUCUUCUGCUUUCUGAUACCUCAUUGCAAGAUAGAACUAAUAAAAAAUUACUGUAUCAUAUUCUUCAAGAAAUAAAGUUGCAAAUGAGUUUAUUUUA